AUAUGUGCGGUUCAGACGACCAGCGUGGGGCGGAUCCAACUUUGGCGGCGGAAGGCGGGUAGAAAGGCGGCUGGGUCGCGAUUUCGCGUUCGAGGAGUCCGGCUCUUUAUCAUCAAUCAAACCGAAGCCGAGCUCGCAUCAAUUCCACCCCCACACAGAUCAUUAAUCACACGGGGGUUGCAGCUAAGCUUCUUCGCCCGCCACCACCACUCGGAUCCACAGUUCGGACUCAGAGGAGGCGCGCGCGGGCGGCGGAGCGGGGGCCGGAGGCGAUGGCGCACGUCCCCGCCUCCGUGGAGGACGCGCGGCUUAUUAUUGAUUCACUACGUGAAGAUCCCCUAUAUGGUCAACAACUGCCGCCGGUGUCUGAUAGUAUAAAUGAAAAUGCAUGCCAGCUCUGCAAACAGGAAAAACUCACUUUUGAACCCCCACCAAUGUAUUGCUUCCCUUGUGGUGCUCGGAUAAGGCGAAAUGGACCAUACUAUGCUUAUGAUACUCGUGAUACCCACCACUCUGUCUGCAUUCCAUGUUACAAUAAGUCCCGUGGUCACACCAUUGAGGUUGAAGGACAGAUGUUUCCGAAGGCCCGAUUUCAGAAAAAAAGAAAUGAUGAGGAAACUGAAGAAUGUUGGGUUAAUUGUGAAAGAUGUAAUUGCUGGCAGCAUCAGAUAUGUGCUCUGUUUAAUGACAUAAACUAUGAUGUAAAACAAGCAUAUACUUGCCUGUAUUGCUAUAUUGAGGAAGUGAAGCGUGGGCUGCACGUGCCUUCACCACAGAGUGCUGUUCUUGGGGCAAGUGAUCUGCCAAGAACUGCUCUUAGCGAUCAUAUUGAAGAGCGGCUUUUUAAACGGCUUAAGCUGGAGAGACAGGCUCGUGCAGUUCAGUCAGGACGUAGUUUUGAUGAGGUUGCUGGAGCAGAUGGUCUUGUGGUCAGAGUUGUUUCAUCAGUGGAUAAGAAGGUUGGAGUUAAACCACGUUUUUUGGAAACUUUUCAAGAAGAUAAUUACCCGACGGAAUUCCCUUACAAGUCCAAGGCUGUUCUUUUGUUCCAGAAAAUAGAUGGUGUAGAAGUCUGCUUAUUUGGAAUGUAUGUUCAAGAAUUUGGUGCUGAAUGCGCUUUCCCGAACCAACGUCGUGUUUACUUGUCAUACCUGGAUUCUGUGAAAUACUUAAGACCUGGGAUUAAAGCAGCCACUGGAGAGGCCUUGUGUACAUUCGUCUACCAUGAAAUUCUGAUAGGAUAUCUUGAAUACUGCAAGCAGCGUGGAUUCACAAGCUGUUAUAUAUGGGCUCGCCCACCUCUGGAAGGUGAUAAUAUUUUUUAUUGCAAUCCUACGAUUCAGACGACUCGAACAUCUGACAAACUCCGGGAGUGGUGCUUAGCCAUGAUUCGAAAAGCUACUAAGGAGGAGAUUGUUGUUGAGCUUACAAAUCUGUAUGACCAUUUCUUCAUUACUACGGGAGAGUGCAAGGCUAAAGUUACUGCUUCUCGUUUGCCUUACUUCGAUGGAGAUUACUGGCCAGGAGUUGCCGAAGAUAUGGUCAAUCAACUGCAUCAAGAAGAAGAUGACCAAAAGCUUCAGAAAAAGGGUAAUGCAAAGAAAAUUAUUAGAAAAAGAGCUCUUGAAGCUGCUGGCCACACUGAUCUAAGUGGGAACGCUUCCGAGGAUGAUAUGCUGAUGCAAAAGCUUGGGGAAACCAUUUAUCCAAUGAAGGAGGAUUUCAUUAUGGUCCAUUUGCAGUAUUCUUGUAGCAACUGUCGUAGCUUUAUGUCGUCUGGAAAACGUUGGGCUUGUCAUCAAUGCAGAAGUUUUUACAUCUGUGACAAGUGCUACAGCGCAGAACAAGAGCUUGAAGAGAGGGAGAGGCAUCCGAGCAAUAGUAGAGAAACUCAUGAGCUCCAUCCGGUUGACAUUGUGGGUGUGCCUGAAGAGACAAAGGACGGAGACGGUAUCAUAGAAAGCAAGUUUUUCGACACCAGGCACGCGUUUCUCAGUCUUUGUCAAGAGAACCAUUACCAAUUUGACACCCUUCGCCGUGCCAAGCAUUCGUCGAUGAUGGUGUUGUACCGCCUACAUAAUCCCACUGUAGUCUAAUGGUGCUGUGUAGUUACUCCCGUCCAUAGGGGUAUAUAUAUCUACAUAUAUAUGUCAGGACCGGCCCUGACGUUCCACUUAUGAAGCAGGCCGAGAAACGGUAGUGACUGUUUUACCGAAUUCAUCGAUCUUUGCUCCACGGAGAAAGCUGUGACUUUUAUACCGAAUCUCAACUGAACAAGAGGCGAUUGAGGAGUGUGUUGAUGUUGCUGGAUA
This is a messenger RNA of Triticum aestivum (bread wheat), 2312 nucleotides long. RefSeq names its product probable histone acetyltransferase HAC-like 1. The transcript is spliced from 10 exons. Gene Ontology annotation, molecular function: transcription coactivator activity; chromatin DNA binding; zinc ion binding. The coding region runs from base 273 to 2096 and encodes 607 amino acids. The record is from RefSeq and is a predicted model, not a curated record. Gene Ontology annotation, cellular component: transcription regulator complex; histone acetyltransferase complex. Gene Ontology annotation, biological process: positive regulation of transcription by RNA polymerase II. Lineage: Eukaryota; Viridiplantae; Streptophyta; Magnoliopsida; Poales; Poaceae.